AUGCCCUUUGGCCUUAAGAAUGCAGGAGCAACUUAUCAGAGGUUGGUCAAUGCCAUGUUUGAAGAAGAAAUUGGGGAAGUCAUGGAAGUCUAUGUGGAUGACAUGCUGGUCAAAAGCAAGGCAGCUGACGACCACAUUGCCAACUUAGACAAAGUCUUCACUAAGCUCCUAGCUGACGGGAUGCGCCUCAACCCCCAAAAGUGCAUUUUGGCUGUUAGUGGCGGAAAAUUUUUGGGUUUCAUGGUCAGUGAAAGAGGCAUUAAAGCUAACCCAAAAAAAGUACAAGCCAUACUUGACAUGACAGUCCUGAAGACUUGGAACGAAGUCCAGUGCCUCAUGGGACGUUUGGUAGCCCUGGCUCGUUUCAUCUCCCGCUUCACAGACAAAUGCAACCCAUUCUUUCAACUGCUAAAACUCACCAUCAGCGCUGCUCUCACACGCCAUGAUCAUGACAAUGAGCUCCCGGUAUACUACUGUGGUAGAGGGUUCACGGAUCCCGAGAUCCGCUACCCUGACAUUGAGAAAUUAGCUCUUGCCCUCAUCACCACAGCUAGAAAACUCAAACAAUACUUCCAAGCACAUACCAUCCAUGUCCUCACCAAUCACCCUCUGCGGCAAAUACUUCAAAAACCUGAAACUUCAGGGCGCAUGGUAAAAUGGGCAAUUGAAUUAGGAGAAUUUGACCUACACUUCAAGCCAAGAACAACUAUAAAAGGACAAGCUGCCGCAGAUUUCAUUGCUGAGUUCAUCCCCAUGAACCCAGACGAUCCAAACCAAGACGUUCUCCCCCGGAACGAAAUUUGGGAACUCCACGUUGAUGGAUCCUCCAACAACAAGCUCAGUGGAGCAUGGAUAAUAAUCACAGACCCGGAAGGCCAUUCUUACGAAUAUACUCCCCGGUUUGAAUUUAAAGCAUCCAACAACAUAGCUGAAUACGAGGCCCUCAUAGCCGGCAUUCAGCUCUGUCGAGAACUCGGAGCCCUGCACAUCCACAUAUUCAGUGAUUCUCAGCUUGUGGUCAAUCAAGUGGCAGGAGACUUCAAAGCCAACCAGAACAACCUGGGAUCCUACAAAAGUCUAGCUGGCGCCCUCCUACAACACUUCACAUCUUACAAGCUCACACAAAUCCCAAGGGCCAAGAACUCCAAGGCAGAUGCUCUCGCGAGACUCACCACAGCCCCUCCCGAGUCCACGCCACCAGAUGUGCACAUAGAAAUCUGGGACAAACCUAGUAUCUCGAAGGCUUAUUCAGAAAUCUUUGCCAUAGAAACGCCUAGCCAACUCUCAUGGAUGGACCCAUAUGUGGCCUUCCUUUCUAAUGGAACCUUGCCCCUGGAUAAACACGAGGCACAGCGGUUACGCCACAAAGCUUCACUCUACUUGCUUAGAGGAGGGAAGCUAUACCACCGUGGUCAGUCGUGUCCCUUUUUGAGGUGCUUGCCUACAGCAGAAGGGCACAAAGUGUUGAAAUCACUCCAUAGUGGGGUAUGUGGAAACCAUGCGGGAGCUCAGAACCUCAUGUUCAAAGCAUUAAGAGCUGGGUACUAUUGGCCAACAUUAGAGCAAGAUGCAAAGGCAGUUGUCCAAGCAUGCCUUCACUGCCACAAAUUUGUAAAUUUUGCCCACCAUCCCCCAGUUCCAUUAUCUGUCAUCAUCUCCCCAGUCCCUUACAGCCAGUGGGGACUCGACUUCGUGGGAUGGCUACCCACAACCCUGGGGCAGCUUAAAUUUGCAAUUGUCCUUGCCACGAAGUGGAUCGAGGCAGAGUCCCUUGCCACAAUCACAACUGAAAAGGUGAUAAACUUCCUAUGGCGCAAUUUAUACUGCCGGUUUGGGGUACCGCAAGCCAUCAUCACAGAUAAUGGAGCGCAAUUUGACAAUGACACAUUCAGGGAAUUCCUUUCUAAGCAAGGCACCGCAAUCUUCUAUGCCUCCCCAGCACACCCUCAGACCAAUGGCCAAGUGGAAGCCAUAAACAAGCUCAUCAAGCAAAACCUGAAGAAACGCCUGGAAGAAGCUAAAGGGUUAUGGGCGGCCAAGCUCCCGAAAGUCCUCUGGACUCUACGUACCACCCCAACAACAGCUACAGGUGAAUCCUCAUACCUCUUGUCCUAUGGCACCGAGGCGGUGAUCCCUGUGGAAAUGGAGGUCCCGAGUGAACGUAUCAUAGCAUACGAUCCCGCGGCAAACACCGCGGGGCUACGACUCAACAUGGACCUCCUCGAGGAACGCUGGGACAGAGCACAUCUUAGGAAUGUCAACUACAAACAAAAAGUUGCCCGACACUACAUCAUGAAAGUUGUUUCCCUCCCUCUAAAGGUGGGUGACUGGGUCAUGAAAGAGGUCAUCCCUCACCCUACUGAACUCAAAGCAAAGUGGGAAGGCCCAAUGGAGAUAGUCAACGCUCCAGGACCAGCUACAUUUUAUCUCCGCGACACUGAUGGCCGAGUCUUACCUCGUCCCUGGAAUGCUCGCCAUCUCCACCUCUACCAUAUUUAA
This is a messenger RNA of Fragaria vesca subsp. vesca, 2499 nucleotides long. RefSeq lists its product as uncharacterized. Bases 1 to 2499 code for a protein of 832 amino acids. The transcript has 2 exons. Gene Ontology annotation, molecular function: nucleic acid binding; RNA-DNA hybrid ribonuclease activity. Gene Ontology annotation, biological process: DNA integration. The record is from RefSeq and is a predicted model, not a curated record. NCBI's taxonomy places the organism in Eukaryota, Viridiplantae, Streptophyta, Magnoliopsida, Rosales, Rosaceae.